This is a messenger RNA of Cydia strobilella, 701 nucleotides long. Its product is annotated as holotricin-3-like. The transcript has 5 exons. Lineage: Eukaryota; Metazoa; Arthropoda; Insecta; Lepidoptera; Tortricidae. The record is from RefSeq and is a predicted model, not a curated record. The coding region runs from base 84 to 665 and encodes 193 amino acids.
AUGAUAUAAAGACCCGAGAUGCGUGGAGACACAUCAAAGCAGUGAUACAGAACGAAGCGUGCGGAUUACUGUUGCGAUUUAACAUGAAUUAUUUGAACAUAAUUUUAAUAUCAUGCUCGCUGGCCGUAGCAGUGACGCAGAGGCUAGAAGAUAACAACACGGAUGGACAGAGACGGAGCACCGGUGGCUACGGUCUGCUGAGACCCGGUUACGGCAACCCUGGCUACGGCGGUGGAUAUAAUAACGGCUACGGCGGUGGUUACGGAGGUGGCUACGGCAGUGGUUACGGCGGCGGAAACGGCGGCGGCUACGGAGGAGGAUAUCAACCCGGCUACGGCGGUUACCAACCCGGUUAUGGCCAAGGAGGAUACCCCGGUAGUUACCCUGGCGGCGGUUAUGCGGGUAACCAAGGAGGAUUUGGAGGGUACCGUCCAAACUACCGGCCAAACUAUUCCCCCAAUAACUACGGCUACCCGGGGUACAACCAGUGGAGGCCUAGCUACAACCAAUACAGACCGGGCUACGACCGACAAUAUCCCGGUAACACUGGAAAUUAUCCCGGAGGAGUCGGUGGCUACGACGGUUUCAACGACAACUUCAGGCUGGUGGGAAGGAAGGUGGGCGAGGACAAGAAGACCAGCUCCGAAGAGAAAUUCACGGUGUAAUCUCACUCAUUUUGUUGUUCAUUAAAUUAUUUUUUA